CCAUCAACUCCCCCACACAUAAUUUAACUGAUUAAAUUUAAGAUUAAAAGACAAGGGUUCUUUUUCUUUUUCUUAGUUUCCUGCAAUUUUUCCCCCUCAAAAGAAGAGUUAACCAUAGAUAGAUUCAAAAGUGAAACAGCAAGAUCUUUGAACAGGAAAAGAAGUUUCAUUCAUUAGUUCCUACAUUUUGAUUUUUUUUUUUUUAAAUUCUCUCUAUCGUCCCUUCUGUCGUAGCCGAGACACGAUGAAUCUUCUGCGUCUAUUAUUUCCCAUGUGGGCAUGUUCCUUCUCUUUGUUUUCACUCUUAAUUCAUGCCCGACCACAGUCAACUGUUCCCUUCACAUCCGCUUCUGUUCUUCCUUCUGAACAAGAGCCCAUUUCUCAGUUUUCUUCACAGAUGGAAGCUGUUUCUCCAGCAGGGGUGGCUGUUGUUCGAGUAGUGCACCACCAGGAUCUAAACAAGAGAAUUCUUAUAGCUCUAAUUGUUGCCUCCACUCUCCUUGCCGGAAUAUUGCUCUUUUUGUCAUGUUUCUGGAUAUGUAGACAGAAAAUCUUGAACAACUCCAAUGGGAAAAGCAAACAAAAAAACUUAGAACCUACAAAAGCAAUUUCAUUGAGUCCAAUUGUGGAUCGUUUUAAUUCCUUAUGGAUGGCUGGGAAAAAGGGAUCAGUAGCUGUCAUCGAGUAUCGGUUAUUGGAAGCUGCAACAAACGGUUUCGGAGAAAGUAAUGUUCUAGGUGAGGGCGGUCGGGGACGUGUCUAUAAAGCUCGCUUCGAUGACAAAUUUCUUGCUGCUGUGAAAAAAUUAGAUAAUGGAGGAGUGGAUGCUGAAAGGGAAUUCGAGAAUGAGGUGGACUGGCUGGUCAAAAUCCGGCAUCAGAAUAUUGUAUCACUCUUAGGUUACUGUAUCCAUGAUGAAACAAAGUUACUUGUAUAUGAAAUGAUGCAAAAUGGUUCUUUGGAGAGUCAGUUACACGGACCUUCUCAAGGAUCAGCUUUAACCUGGCAUUUACGAAUGAAAAUUGCAAUUGAUGUUGCUAGAGCGUUAGAGUAUCUUCACGAGAACUGCAAUCCACCAGUCGUCCAUAGAGAUAUAAAAUCGUCUAAUAUCCUUCUCGAUUCCAACUUCAAUGCUAAGCUAUCGGACUUUGGCCUUGCUGUGACUACUGGAUCUCAGAACAAAAACGUUAAGUUGUCCGGAACAUUGGGCUAUGUAGCUCCGGAGUACCUCUUAGAGGGUAAAUUGACCGAUAAAAGUGAUGUAUAUGCUUUCGGAGUUGUACUUCUGGAGCUGCUAAUCGGAAAGAAACCGCUAGAGAAAAUGUCCCCAACUCAGCACCAAUCUCUUGUUACAUGGGUCAUGCCUCAGCUUACCGACAGAUUGAAACUUCCGAAGUUAGUUGAUCCAGUAAUAAAAGAUACAAUGGAUUUAAAGCACUUAUAUCAGGUCGCUGCUGUUGCGGUGCUGUGCAUACAGCCCGAACCAAGUUAUAGGCCACUCAUAACUGAUGUCCUGCAUUCUAUCAUCCCUCUUGUACCGAUAGAACUCGGAGGUUCAUUAAGACUUACAUAGCCUGUCGGUGCCUCCUCUCUUCCACCUCUUUCGUGCCGAUUAUACAAAUUCUGAACUUGUGACCAUGAUGUCUUGAAUUUUGAUUUUGCAUCUACCCUUCUUUGCUACAACACUGCAUUUGGUAGACUAGUUUUCCCUCAUUCUUUUCCAAAUGAACCUUUUCUUCGAGGAUCUGAUGCAAUUUCAUCAUGCCAUGGACGUGUCUUUUUGGUGAUUUUCUGAUGUUGCAACGUAGAAUUUAUAUUCCAAAUACAGAUAUUUAACAUCAUCUGUGUAUUACUCUGAUCCUUGUACUAAAAAAAAACAGGGAAUAGAAAAUGAAAUUCUCGAUUAAGGAUGGCACUUAAUCGUUAAAACAUUAUUCAAUUUGAUCAA
Gossypium raimondii (Peruvian cotton) is the source of this 1948-nucleotide messenger RNA. Its product is annotated as probable receptor-like protein kinase At1g80640. NCBI's taxonomy places the organism in Eukaryota, Viridiplantae, Streptophyta, Magnoliopsida, Malvales, Malvaceae. The record is from RefSeq and is a predicted model, not a curated record. Bases 245 to 1573 code for a protein of 442 amino acids. Gene Ontology annotation, molecular function: ATP binding; protein kinase activity. Gene Ontology annotation, biological process: protein phosphorylation. The transcript is spliced from 10 exons.